GUAGUUUAUCUCCUAAACCUCAUCAGACUCUGACCCAGUUCUUGAAUGACUUUGGAGACCCAGAUGUUUCAGAAUGCACAUUCUGGAAGCCAAUGGCUACUUCCACCACUGACAAUUCUGCUGCUGUUUGCUUUUGCAGACAGGCAGACUGCAGAUCUUCUGAAGGCUGUGGUGAAACUUGAGCCCCCAUGGAUCCAGGUGCUCAAGGAAGACCUUGUGACACUGACAUGCGAAGGGACCCACAACCCUGGGAACUCCUCUACCCAGUGGUUCCACAACGGGAGCCCCAUCCCGAGCCAGGUCCAAGCCAGCUACACUUUUAAGGCCACAGUCAAUGACAGUGGAGAAUAUCAGUGCCGAAUGGAGCAGACCGGCCUCAGCGACCCUGUACAUCUGGGAGUGAUUUCUGACUGGCUGCUACUCCAGACCCCUCAACUGGUGUUUCUGGAAGGGGAAACCAUCAUGUUAAGGUGCCACAGCUGGAAGAACAAACAGCUGAACAGGAUCUUGUUCUUCCAGAAUGGAAAAGCUGUGAGGUUUCAUUAUCACAGUAAUAAUUUCUCUAUCCCAAAAGCCAACCACAGUCACAGUGGGGACUACUACUGCCAAGGAAGUCUAGGAAAGACACAGUACUCCUCCAAGCCUGUCACCAUCACUGUCCAAGGUCCAGCAACUAAAAAUCCCGUCUCUCUAGUCUGGUACCAUGUGGCUUUCUCCCUAGUGAUGUGCCUCCUGUUUGCAGUGGACACGGGUCUUUAUUUUCAUGUACGGAGAAAUCUUCAAACACCGGGGGAAUACUGGAGGAGAUCCCUGUCAGUCAGAAAGUACCAGGCUCCUCAGGACAAGUGACAUCCCAUCGAAUGGUGAAGCAGCAGUGGCAGCAGCAUCUUUUUUUGCCACACCGCGGCAUCUUCUACAGCCUUCCUUUUAAGGCAACUUACAAUCAGGCCAGAUAUUUGGUCCUGCAAUCACAACUGCUUAGGAGGCUGAGCAGAAGGAUCAAGGCCUGCCUGUGUUAUAUGUAGAUAGUGAGUGUAAGUCUAGCCUGGAUAACCCAGUGAGGGUUAUACAGGCUCAUCAGGUUAUGCUAAGCUCGAAAACGAGACCAGAGUUUGAUCCCUGCUACCCAUAUGGCCAAAGGAGAGAACAAAUUCCUGACAGUUGUCCUCUGACCCCACACACCCACCAUGGCAGGUGCACACAAUAAAUAAACUAAAAUGUAAUAUAUAUAUUUAAACAAGAGGCAGGGUCAGGCUGCAAGAGGGGGCUGGGUAGCAGAGCUGUUAUCCGGUACACAUGCUGCCCUGGGUUUAACCUCCUAUAAUAAAACAGAAAUCAGUGUGGGCUAAGGAUCUCCCUUUGGUGACUUCUUUGUUCAAAAUAAUUUAAGAGCUUUUCCUUGUACUUAGAAGGAAAUCGAGUGACUUUGCAGUGUUCUCCAGGAUGCUACCACAUGACCUUGUCCCUCUGAUCUCAUCUCCUUCUGCUUUUCUUUGCUUGUUUUUUGCUCAUUUUUGCUCUUCCUGGAACACAACAGCUAUACUUCCAUCGUCUGUCAGUCAUUUCCUGUUUCAGGGAUGUCCUUGCUUACAGGUUCCCAUAUCCUGUUUCUCGUCGCCUUUGUUUAAAUAUGACUCAUUCCAACAAAACUCAUACUGAAAGAAAAUUUUGAAAUAGGCCCAAACUAAUAAAAUAACAGGGCCCUGUGAUUCCUUUUCCUAACCUAAAUAGUUACAAAUGCCUGCCAGCAGGUUUGGGCCCAGUUAAUUAGUUACAGAAAAUAUAGAGUUAUAAGACCAAGGACGAAGGCCUGUUGAGCCUCCCAAAGACUUGGCCAGACACAUAGAUAAAAAGUAUACAAGGACAUCCUUAGAAGAACAGAGAUGUGUCCAAAUGAGUAAUGGGCCAUCUGGUGUUCCUCCAGACCCUUUCCCCCUCCCCUUGAGGUCUUCUCAAGGUCCAAGAAACUGCAAUUUAAGUUUACCUAGACUAGACACUAUAGAUAAGCUUCCACCUGUAGGAACUGCCCUCCGCCCCCUCGACUUGCACAGCUGCUGAUAUGAAGCAGCCAACUGUGUGUACCCGUGCGGAGGUGCCCCUUUUCUCCCCACUCCAUCCUUAUAAAAACUCUAAAACCUGGAGCCCAGGGGUCGUUCCCACUGUCUCUUGCAUGAGACGUGUUGGGCAGCCCAGAACGUUCUGUCAUUAAACCUCCUCGUGUGCUUGC
This is a messenger RNA of Arvicanthis niloticus (Nile rat), 2227 nucleotides long. It is a transcript of the gene Fcgr2a, whose product is annotated as Fc gamma receptor IIa. The record is from RefSeq and is a predicted model, not a curated record. Gene Ontology annotation, cellular component: external side of plasma membrane. Gene Ontology annotation, biological process: cell surface receptor signaling pathway; positive regulation of tumor necrosis factor production; antibody-dependent cellular cytotoxicity. Gene Ontology annotation, molecular function: IgG receptor activity; IgG binding. Lineage: Eukaryota; Metazoa; Chordata; Mammalia; Rodentia; Muridae.